GAGGAUAUCCUUGUCUCACUUCUGGCUUUUCCUUUUAACCAUAGAACUCUGAAUUUAUGGUAUUGACAUGACAAGUUAAACCACUGUACUUAGUGGAGUUUUCCCUCAAGUAGUCAUAUUCUAACACAGUUUUUCUUAGUAAGACAGAGAAUUAACAUUAAAUCAACUAAAAUUCAAUAGUCUACAGGUCUGGGGUAUGCCAGCCAGAUUCAGCCAAAAGAAACAAAACAGCAUUACACGAAUAGGAAUCAUGCAGAAUGGGCACGACCUCAAGACCAUGCUUGGCAAGAACAUCAACCACCAUAUUCCCUUUGAGCAUAAUGUGCUAGACUCUGCAACUGGGAAUUUUCUGAAGCAAGUUCCUGCACUCUUGAACCAAAGUACUGAGGACAUGAGUAUCAAGCAAUAGUUGUUAAUCACAAAUUGGAUGGCAACAAGAGAGACAACCUCAACAAUAUGAUGGCAAAAAUUCCUAUCCAGAACACAGCUUGAGACGCUGCAAGUUCAGUUGCAAGGCUAGUGGAAAAACUGAAAUUAUAACAGAACCCGAGGAUACAUUUCCAUGGUUGUUUCUAAAACACCUCUAGUCAUAGCUGCUUUCAGCUCCAUUAGUACUAGGUUUAAGGAAUCCAUGGUUAGGAGGUAUACAGCCAAUUAGCUUAGAAGAAACUCAGGUGCAGCCAUCUUCAUGCUCUGAUGUUGACCAGAACUCUGCAACUAGUUCACAGACUUGUGCAACGAUUUUCUUUCUACAUUCUAUUUCAGGAUCCUCAUAGAGGAGACUACUUCUAUCAGGCCAGAUCAACCAAACAGCAAUGGGGAAGAUAGAACACACAUUAAUGACUAUAUCAUUAUGUAUUUCCAUAAUAUUAAGUCCAGAAAAACAAAACCCCCCAGCAUGC
Messenger RNA from Rubroshorea leprosula, 902 nucleotides. NCBI's taxonomy places the organism in Eukaryota, Viridiplantae, Streptophyta, Magnoliopsida, Malvales, Dipterocarpaceae. The record is from the annotation of a GenBank genome assembly.